Paramecium pentaurelia is the source of this 1852-nucleotide messenger RNA. Lineage: Eukaryota; Ciliophora; Oligohymenophorea; Peniculida; Parameciidae. The record is from the annotation of a GenBank genome assembly.
AUGGAUAAAGAAUUUUAAUGUUGUUAAUGUUAACAUGAGUUUAAUUUACAGGAUAGAAGUCCUCAUGUCCUCCCUUCCUGUGGUCAUUCAAUAUGCUAGUUAUGCGUGACAUAAUAUUUGUAAUCACAAUUGAAGUUGAUUUGCAAUGAAGACAAGUAAAUGAAUCACAAAUUAAAUUAAGCAUCGAAUGUCAAGUUGACAGAGAAUUCAAAUUCUUCCCUAUCAAUUAAAGCAUCAUAGUCUUAUUAAGAAAAAAGCGAACUGUUCAAAGAUGUCAUACCUAUGUAACUCCAGAAGAUGCAAUACCUAGAAUAUCAGCAGAAGAUGUAAGCGAAUUUUCAGGUGACAGUCAAUAAAAUAUACAACUAAAUAAGAACAUCUCUUAAUCACAUUCAUGUGAAAUAUUGCCAAUUAAAGAAAACUAAGGAGAUUUAUGUCCUAUUCAUUCAAAGCCUUUAGAAUUAGUUUGUUAAGAAGAUGGAGAAUAUAUUUGUGUUAAUUGUGCCUUAUUUGGAAAUCAUAAGUUUCACAAUUAUAAGCCUAUUGAUGCCUAUGUUAAAGAGAUGGAAUAAACAUUUUAUGAUAUCACCACGAUAUAUGAAGUUGUAAAAGAAUUGAGUUCUAAAAUCGAACAAAAGAUAUAUGCAAAAGAAUUUGAAACCAAAAUAGUAUAAUCAAAGGAUGCUAAAUUAUAAUCAAUAGAUAUGAAGUUUAAUGAAUUAUUUAAUGAAUUAAAUUUAAUAAAAGAAGAAUUAAAAUCAAAAAUAGCAAAUAAUUACAACAUAUAAUUUGAUGAUAACAAGAGAAAAAUUGAAUCAGAAUUUACAUAACUAAAAGAUCAAGCAGAUAGAUGGCUUUCAUAAACUGGACAUCAAUUAAAUGAUUUCUUUGUUGAAAAAAUUUAAAACCAAAAGCUGAAAAUGGAUGCCAAAGAACUAGGUAAUAGCAAAGAAAAUGGUUCCUAAUUAAUUAGUAAAAUCUAAUUCUAGUUUGCUUAAAUGGACACUCAUGUCAAAUUGAUUGGAGAGUAACAACAAUUUUAUGUACCAAUAGAGAACAUUAAAAAUCAAUUUCCUCAAGAAAAUAAAUAAUUAGACUAAUUAUUAUUGGAUAGAGAAGAUAAAUUAACAGAUUCAGACAUCAUUUAUUAAGAUAUUAAAGAUGAAAAAUUAACAUAAUCUAUGUACAUUUCCUAAUAACCUACUUAACCAGCAUCUCCUUAAUAUAAUGUGGGAAAAAAUCAUUAUUUCAGCCAAACAUUAACACCUGGAUAAUUCUAAAGAAAAGAUAGGAGCGUAACUAUGCUACAAACUGAACCAUCAGAAGUUUCUGCACCUAAUACUAACAGAAAUAAAUUAUCAUCAUCCAAAUUUGCUAAAGUCUAAAAAUUUAAUAAAGAUCCUAAAUUACACGAUAAAAUUAUUAAUACCUUAGCAAUGUUUGAAAAGUUUGAAAUGAUUGAUUUUUCUACUCUUGGUAAUAAUUAUUCUAUCUUAGAUGUAACUGAAUAGUUGAUUUAAGCCAUCGAUGAAGCGCUCAAAAAUAAAAAAAUUGUCAAAGUCUUAAAAAUGAGUAAAUGUAAAUUAACUGAUGAUCUUUUUGCAAAGCUAUUAUCAGUCAUUGAAGAAUCUAGGUAUUGAGGUUAAGUAUAUUUUACAGUGUUACUGCUUUGCAUCUACAAUCCAACACAUUAACUGAAAAAGCAUUAGAUUAUCUAUUAAAUAUUGUCAAAGCUAAAAAACAUUUUGAAUGCAAAUAAAUCUAUUUGAAUGGCAAUAUCAGCAUCACCUAGGCAAAGGCAAAAAAAAAAAUUGAAGAAAUUAAAAAGUAUGGUAUCUAAGUAACCAUUUGA